CCGAACCAUUCACAUCUAUACUCGGCCCAGUGCGGCUGAUUUUUCCCUUCGGAUAUUUUCUUUCGAGAACGAUCCUUCGUUGAGCCUACCAAAUGCCCAAACCAACGAGCUCCAAAACUGCCAUAAGCGCAAAUGCAAAUGGCACGCCAACUACGAAGAACUUGGAGGUAGAGUCCGGACUCCUCCAAACAUUACAGGGACACGUGGACGACCUGCGGCCGUUUAUACAAUGUGGAAUUUGCAUUAGACCGUUAUACGAACCUUUCACUCUCGCCUGCGGACAUACUUUCUGUUACACCUGUUUGACAUCGUGGUUUUCCGAAGGAAGGUCGAAUAAAACAUGUCCAGACUGUCGAACCCCGGUUGUAGCACAGCCGGCGCCGGCUUAUUUGGUUCGUGCAAUAGUACAGUCAUGGAUGAGCCGCGCCGAACUUCUUGAAAAGGGAGAGACCACCGCAGAUCACGUCAAGAACCAACGCGAAGAAUCCGACAAGGUUGACCAGGACAAGAAGAACGAGCAUCCACGGGAGGGGGGGUUAUUCCGGGGCGCAUUCAGACACCCGCCAAUUACGCAGCCUAUUGUCGACCUUGAAGACAACGUUAUCCGCUGUCCACAAUGCGGCUGGGAACUUGAAGAUGAUGUUGAGUGCGGACACUGCGGAUACAUUGGAGAUUUAGAUUCUGAUGCGGGUGAUUCACAAUGGAGUGGCACAGAGGAAAAUUCGGAAAUGGCCGAUUUUUUUGAAGAAGAAGCCCAGGAUGAUUUCGACGGCGCCGAUGCCUUCCAUGGCGACCAUGGAAUAUUCGCCUCUUUUUUCCCCCCUGGAUCUUUCAGUCGUCCUUCUGGAUCUCUCGGCUGGCGUAAUACACGGGUAAUUGGCGACAGUGAAGACGAAGAUCCGGAAUUACGCAAUGAGUACGAUGAUACGGACAUGGAAUCUUUUAUCGACGAUGAUGAGCAUGUCGAGUACGAUACUGGAUCAGACCCGACCACAGUGGUUGGCGGUCAUGGGUUCAACACACAGGUCUACAAUAGUCAGGAUCAUAGCGCACAAGAUCACGAUUCGCAUACGGGUUCCGAAAUUCCGAUGACUCAGGAAGAUGGAUAUGCCAGCUUCUCCUCCAUGGACGAGGGUUCAGAAGACGAUGACAGCGGUAAUGGCGACGAAGAAGAAGAAGAGGAAGAGGAAGAAGAAGAAGAUGAUGAUGAUGAUGAUGACGAUGACGAUGAUCCCAUCCGGCCACCUGUGACUGGACUCCGACGACUAGUUCCAGGGCCAAACGGCACUUUGAGGAGAGGUACUGACGUGAGAGGGCGUCUUGGGAGUAACCAGCGCAGCACGCGUUCUAACACGGCGGGGUCAUCGGCUCACAAUACAAUUGAUAUUUCGGACGACAGUAAAGAUUCCGACAGUUUCAAUGAUCCUGACGACUCUGACGACUCUGACGAAGGGCCAGUGGCACCGUCCAGAAGGACAAGGGGUCGAAUCAACGGAGCCUAUUGAUCUCUCGAGUCCAUUACCUUUAGCGGAUCGAUUUCGCACUUCAAGUGUACGACCGCUCCACUAACGAAGAUUAUAGAGUUUUACGAUGA
Aspergillus ruber CBS 135680 is the source of this 1594-nucleotide messenger RNA. RefSeq lists its product as uncharacterized. Gene Ontology annotation, cellular component: nucleus. Gene Ontology annotation, molecular function: ubiquitin protein ligase activity; metal ion binding. NCBI's taxonomy places the organism in Eukaryota, Fungi, Ascomycota, Eurotiomycetes, Eurotiales, Aspergillaceae. Gene Ontology annotation, biological process: proteasome-mediated ubiquitin-dependent protein catabolic process. The record is from RefSeq and is a predicted model, not a curated record. Bases 93 to 1505 code for a protein of 470 amino acids. The transcript is spliced from 4 exons.